Molecule: messenger RNA, 3389 nt
Organism: Oryzias latipes (Japanese medaka)
Lineage: Eukaryota; Metazoa; Chordata; Actinopteri; Beloniformes; Adrianichthyidae
Gene: ccdc120a
Product: coiled-coil domain containing 120a
Source: RefSeq, a predicted model, not a curated record
CCUGUUCUCAGGACUGAAGGCUGCUCUGCAUUCAGAGCUGAUCCUAGACCCAACGGAAAAACCAACCCGCUGGAGCUCCACGCCGUUGGAGGAGAACAUCUGUUCCAGAAACAGAACUCUUCAAAGAACACAUCAACUUUAGUGGAUCUAAGCACGAUGAGGAUCUGACACUAAUCAAUACCUUUCUGUCCUCAAUGGACAGUUUUAUGUCAUAGAGGAUCCAAACAGUUGGUGGCCUCCAAACAAAGUCGGACCUCUAAGGACGUUGAUGACCAGGACAGCUGAAUGUACAGACAUGAGCUUGUAAAGCCCCUUGCGCCCCCCCCACCUGUCAGAAUGGGAGGUGCAGUGUCCUCAGCAGGCCGCCUGAGAGCUGGACCCGUGUGGGUGUUGGGUGGCCUCAGGGCGCCUGAGUGGAGGCUGUGAAUAACGUGUCUGGAGGUAGCAAGUGUGUGUGCGUGGGGGGGGGAGCUUGAAAACAAGUCCAGAGGAGGUGGGUCACAUGGGAUGCCAUGGAGGUCAAAGGUCACUUCAUCUCUGCUCCUGAGAUUCUUACCUGUCGGGACAGGAAGAACAGAGAGAGAAUGGCAGAACUGCAGGAGAGGAGGCGGGGCCUGCAGGCGCUACUGGGCACACGAUUGGCUGAGUUGAGGCACAUAUGUCUGCAGGAAGCGGAGCUGACAGGUACAGUGCCCUGUGACUUCCCUUUGGAGGUGGGGGAGAAGCCCCCGUGUGUCCAGAGGCGGGGAGGAAACAGAAAAAGUCGUGUGGAGGUGAGCCAUUCUCUGAAGGUUCAUCUGGGAUCAGUUCUGUUGCUGCCAGAACAGAAAACAUCCAUAAAAAAAGAGGAGGAAAACACACAGCGUUCAAAGCAGAGAAAAAAAAUAUUCAGUGGAACUCUCAGGAAACACAACACAUCAGAACACAAUCACACCAACACGCACAACAGCAAGAGGACUGUGCACAGAGGAUGCCACACAGACGACACUGUUCGAUCAGAGAGCAGCUCUACUCCAGACUCGGCAGGACAUGAACACGGUAACGAUAAUGCGACUGCUCAAAGUCACCCUCUGGUGGUUUCUUCUGGAUCUCCAGCUGAGAUUUUCUACCAAAACAAAACUAGUCGGAACUUGCUCAACAGGGCAGACACUCUUCAGACCCAUAAGCCCCCCUCUAACCCUCCCACAGGCUCCCAGGACUCCACAUCUUCUACUCCUUCUGUAGGAGGUGAAGGCUCAAAUGGGCUCGUGGGCAGCAUCACCCCCCCACAGGAGGAGUUGGCAGCGCAGCACAUUGGUGCCAUGUCCCGGCAGAUGAGUGCUGGUGGAACGUUCUGGAGCCCUGAGAUGCUGACCGACAGACAUGUGAGGACCAUUAGUGAGGAAGAGAAGGGGACAGCUGCUGGAAAGAGGCGAGAGGGGGCUUAUGGGGAAAUCCUACUUGAUUAUGUGUGCGGGAGGCAGAGGCAGCUGCAGAGGCAAUUCUCACAACCUAACAAGAAGCCAAUCACAGUGCAGCAUCAGCUGCUUCGCAAUGGGGACUCUGUCCACCAACUGCCGGGAGCCCCACCAAUUUGUUAUCGCCAUCUUGGAGGCAAGCAGGAGCGAUCUACUGUCACUCGCACCAAGUCCUGUGGCCACAACUCCACACCGCCCACCAUCCAGCCCGACCCCCAUCCCAACCUGCUGCCACCCAGACCGCCCCAGCUAGCCUCCAACCAAGACUCUCAACUGGAGGAGGCAACCAGAAGCCUCCACAAGGCUUUGGCCUUGGAAGGUCUCAGGGACUGGUAUCUGAGAAACACACUUGGCUCCUCCCAUCACAAUCAGGCCAGUUCAAAAGUUACAGCAGGUGCAGGUACCAAGACAAAGGCCAAGGUUAAAGGUCAGAAUGGUGGAGGGGAGGCUCUUCAGCGCAGACGGACCACUCAUGCUGUUCUCCCACAGUCUACCUAUGAGACUGAUGGGGGUUACCAGCAUGCUGCGCUCCAUCCCAAACCAACACUGUCGCACUCAGUCACGUUUCAUGGACACCCGCUGCAUAGCAGGACAUCAGCGGGUACCUUCUGCCAUGACUUGUUUUCCGCUCAGAAACAGGAAGCUCCCUCCCACCUAAUCUCAGACCAGCUGUCUCCUGGGACCUUGGUCUGACUCAUCAAUGAAGGCAGUCUGUUUCAUAGAGGGUAAAGCCACCAUACCCAGUCGUGGAUGAAACCAUGACCACUGUCAAUUGUCUGCUGCAAAGAAGUGCCAUCAGAGCCAUCCUGAAAAACUGCAACAUAUUGAAAAAGUACAAUUCCCUGUCUUCAUGUGUAACAUCAGCCAGCAGAAGGGGGAUGACGCCUGAGAGGAUCUCUUAAAACAUUCACCAAGUCACCAAGACAGGUCCCUCAACCAAGUGUGACCUCCAAGAACAAACUAAUCGGCCGAGUAAAAAAGCUUUAAAAAAUGAAUUAAAAAAAAUUGUUAGAUGCAGAUUUUGAUGUGGAUUCAGACCAGGCAUGGCUGAGACUGCAGCUUCGAGAUCUAAGUCUUUAUGUCUGUUUCUGGCUUGUGCACAGCAAGCUGGAGUUCUGUGACAACAUUCACAUCUUCAAUCUGCAAUCAGACUGCAAAGACAAUCUGACUCUUUUGACAGUGUGUCUAUAUGUGUGUGUGUGUGUGUUUGGAGGGAAUUUGUAUCCCCCCAACAUCACUUUAUUACAUGUGAGGAGCUCUGCUCACUGACAUCACCAGCUGCAGCCAAAUCAUAUUAUUAAACUGAUCAGGUAACCCGUGAAUCCCUCAGGUGAGUCCAAGCAGGAUGCAUCAGGUAAACCCAUAGUCUGGACUCAGCGUGUCUGUUUAAAAAAACCAGCUCUAUCCUGAAACUUGCUGAAACCGCUAGACCAGGUGCUUCAUAGAAACUGUUUAGGUCCAGAACUUUUAGGGCAAUCUGCAGGAACAAAGUCAGCUAUAAAUCCAGAUCCAAAUUUAGAACAAGGUCCAAACCCAGGUUCAAAUCUGGAUGCGGGUCAUCAAAGUGAAGCAAUAAACAGAACUGCAAGUUUCAGUUUGGACCUUAAACAACUUCAGGAUGAAAAAAUAAAUAAAAAAGACAAUCAGACAAUGAUGUCAUUGGGUUAUUGAUUUGUUUUCUGAUUGACCAGUUCAUCAGAUGGCUUGAUCCAGUUUUUGUACAAAGUUACAGUGGACUGACUGUUUUUAUAAUUUAUUAAUGAAUGACUUUACAGCUUUGUUAGUGUUAUUGAUGUUGUUAUUGACAAGACCGCAUGUGCUACACACCUGUGCUGUUUUAUUAAACCUCUGCUGUCCUACACACCUGUGUUGUUCAAGCCUGAGCUCUUUAACACACAUUUGCUUUUUAAUAAACAAGUGCUGUUUAAAUCA